This is a messenger RNA of Notothenia coriiceps (black rockcod), 768 nucleotides long. Its product is annotated as ubiquitin-conjugating enzyme E2 E1. The annotation marks the transcript as partial. The record is from RefSeq and is a predicted model, not a curated record. Lineage: Eukaryota; Metazoa; Chordata; Actinopteri; Perciformes; Nototheniidae. The transcript has 3 exons.
UGUUCCCUGUUUCCUGACAGUGCUGGUCCUAAAGGAGACAACAUCUACGAGUGGAGGUCCACCAUCCUCGGCCCCCCCGGCUCCGCGUACGAGGGGGGGGUGUUCUUCCUCGACAUCGCCUUCACACCAGACUACCCCUUCAAACCCCCCAAGGUGACUUUCCGCACCAGGAUCUACCACUGCAACAUCAACAGUCAGGGUGUGAUCUGUCUGGACAUCCUGAAGGACAACUGGAGUCCUGCUCUCACCAUCUCCAAGGUGCUGCUGUCCAUCUGCUCCCUGCUCACUGACUGCAACCCCGCCGACCCUCUGGUGGGAAGCAUCGCCACACAGUUCACCACCAACAGAGUGGAGCACGACCGGAUAGCCAAGCAGUGGACCAAACGCUACGCCACAUAAUGAACCGCAGCAUGGGGGGGGGAUUUUUAUCUCUGAAAUGAAAAUCUUAAUCCUGACUUUUUGUUGUUUAUUGUAUUUUUAUUAUAAGUUAUCUCCGACCCAUUUAUACCCAAGCCUGGCAAUAAUGAGUUUUUACUUUGUGCUUGAAGAUGGAUGCUGAUGCUAAUAUGCUAACUGUGUCACAGCAUGAAUCCCAGUUCCAAUUAUAUCAGUGUAACAUAUUCUCACGUGUUCAAUUCUCCCUGUUUUUGGAAAAGGUGCUAAGAUAUGGAUGGAUGUUGGUUGUGAUUUGUGUUCUCUUCCGAUUAAUAGCUUGUUCUGUUUCUCUUCAGUAUUAAACAUUACCAACUGCCUUUGUUUCAAUCAGGA